Messenger RNA from Larimichthys crocea (large yellow croaker), 1659 nucleotides. RefSeq names its product Fc receptor-like A. The record is from RefSeq and is a predicted model, not a curated record. Bases 81 to 1415 code for a protein of 444 amino acids. Gene Ontology annotation, biological process: cell surface receptor signaling pathway; immune response. The transcript is spliced from 6 exons. Gene Ontology annotation, cellular component: external side of plasma membrane. NCBI's taxonomy places the organism in Eukaryota, Metazoa, Chordata, Actinopteri, Sciaenidae. Gene Ontology annotation, molecular function: transmembrane signaling receptor activity.
ACUUCAGUUUCGCUUCCCCUCCUGCUCAGAAAUAUAAGAAACUCCCUCAGUCUCUGUUUCAAACAAACAAGGCGACCAACAUGGACACAGUCAUCUCUCUCCUUGUUCUUUUUACGCUACCACAGUUUGUAGUACCUCAAGGCUAUGUCACCUCAUUCAGAGCUGUCGCAGAGAUGGUGACUGGGAAUUCAAGGAUCUUCUCUGGUGAGAGUAUCCGGCUGAGAUGCAGCAUUCCUGAUGACCACAGGUCCACCUGGAGUUACUUGUGGUUCAAGGAAUCUGAGCAGCUUCCACAGCGUGGGGAGCACCUCGUUCUGUGGAAAGCCCACAUUAAAGAUUCUGGGAAAUUUUACUGCAAAGGAGUCAGAGACACAGCAGUGGGAAACACAUACACCCUCCUAAGUCUGCCUGUAGACAUCAAUGUGGAUGGAGGGUGGGCUAUCCUGAAAGCCCCAUCUCAUCCCGUCCUUGUUGGAGACACGUUGAAGGUCACGUGUCUCGUCCGUGCUACACCUGAACUUCGUCAGGUUAUUCUGUACAAAGAUGGCAUUGAAGUUAUGAGACGAGACGGAGACAAGACGGACCCAAAUUUCUUCCUCACCAACUUGACUCCCAAGGACGAAGGAAUGUAUUCUUGUAGGGCUUCCUGGAACGUGCAGAGACGCACACUAUCUGUAAUUUCAUCCAACACUCCAGUGCAGGUCUUAGAGGUCCUGUCACAGCCAGUUUUGGAGAUUGUUACCACCGGUGAACUGAUCCCAGAAAACAAGAUGAAGCUUGUCUGCCACGUCCAAUACAACGCCCCUGCUCCUGCCCCUCCAAGAAGCUACUAUUUCUAUAAGAAUGGCAAUCGACUAGGAACAGCAAAAUCUGACAACAGUGAUGUGGUCAAACAGAGUCCAGGCCGGUACAGCUGCAAGGUCAAGGUGCCUUUGUUGGGCCUCCUCAGGUGGAGUGAGCCUAAAAGCUUUGGACAAGUGACAGAACCACAGACGAGAACCCCUCAAAUUUUGGUGGCCAGAGGUACAUCUCCUCGUUCCACAGACCCAAUUGGACCACAAACAACAAAACCUCCAAUUCAUCCCACAACCCUGAGACCUUUAGCUCCAUCUAUCCCAUCUCUGCCUCCUGCAGCUGAGCCAACAAUAACCUGGCCUUCUCCUCCCCAAACCACUGAAACUCCUGCUUCUAUUCAGUCUACUGAGGUGAGCAUCCAAUUAUCAGAUCCUACACUGAAACCUUCAAUCCCAGCAACUGUCCACGAAUCUGAGGAAUCUGGUGAUAUGUCUGGAGGAUCUGGUGAUAUGUCUGGAGGAUCUGGUGAUAUGUCUGGAGGAUCUGGUGAUAUGUCUGGAGGAUCUGGUGACUGGCCUGGGGACUUUGAUAACAUGUCUUUGAACUCUACUUCAAUUUAGCAUAAUAUGUUACAGAGACAAAUGAUACUAAACCAGAGUUAUAACAUACAACUGCCACAUCUUUAACUAUCAAUCGUAGUUACAGCAUACACAUUUUAUAUGAUUGUCUAAUAUUCAUGUUAUAGAUUACCAAGUAUGAACUUCAUGUUCUUAUCUUUACAAAACUAACUGGAUCAGUAGUGUUGGUGAUAAUAACUAAUGCCAUUUGGUUAAAGCAAAUAAAGUAUUCCAUGUAUGAUACGUA